Molecule: messenger RNA, 2956 nt
Organism: Peromyscus eremicus (cactus mouse)
Lineage: Eukaryota; Metazoa; Chordata; Mammalia; Rodentia; Cricetidae
Gene: Sike1
Product: suppressor of IKBKE 1
Exons: 5
Coding region: 315-938 (207 amino acids)
Source: RefSeq, a predicted model, not a curated record
UUUAUCAGUUUGUUGAAAUCCCAUUACAAACCACAUCAAUCAAAACCAGAAGAAAAGGAGAACUGAGACCGGAACAGCUGUAACAUCAUGAAGAACCAGGAUGUGGCACCAAGCCGACUUCUGCUGCUCCACCCAAGGAAGGCUGUGGCUAAACCAGAGGUUACCACGAAUCCAGCACUGCGCAGGCGCCGACCGGGCUGCCAAGGCGCCUUUAAAGCGUGCCCGGAAGUGACGCGAAUCGCGCUGAUCCCAGACUGGGGAAGGGCUGAGCGAAUCGCUGAGGCCAGCGGGCCGGGCGGGCGUCCUCGGCCGCUAUGAGCUGCACGAUCGAGAAGAUCCUGACGGACGCCAAGACGCUGCUGGAGCGGCUGCGCGAGCACGAUGCGGCGGCCGAGUCGCUGGUGGACCAGUCGGCCGCGCUGCACCGGCGGGUGGCGGCGAUGCGGGAAGCGGGCGCCGUGCUGCCCGAGCAGUAUCAAGAGGAUGCAUCCGACGUGAAGGACAUGUCUAAAUAUAAACCUCACAUUCUGCUGUCUCAAGAGAAUACCCAGAUUAGAGACUUGCAGCAAGAAAACAGAGAGCUGUGGGUUUCCUUGGAGGAGCACCAGGAUGCUUUGGAACUCAUCAUGAGCAAGUACCGGAAACAGAUGUUACAGUUAAUGGUUGCUAAAAAGGCAGUGGAUACCGAACCAGUCCUGAAAGCUCACCAGUCUCACUCUGCAGAAAUUGAAAGUCAGAUUGAUAGAAUCUGUGAAAUGGGAGAAGUGAUGAGGAAAGCCGUUCAGGUGGAUGAUAAUCAGUUUUGUAAGAUUCAGGAAAAACUAGCUCAACUAGAGCUUGAAAAUAAGGAACUUCGAGAAUUAUUGUCCAUCAGCAGUGAGUCUCUUCAGGUUGGAAAGGAAAAUUCUGUGGAUCCUGCUUCCCAGCCCAUCAAAUAACUGAACUUCUGAACGCUGGCUGCAGACGCCCGUCAUGGAGAGAAGUGGCUACCUCUCCAUAAGACGCGUCCAUUCAAGUGUCUUGCCACAGACUUGAGUUAGUGUCGAUUAGAGGUAUGAGAUGGCAGUUCAGAAUUGCCACUUGCCAUUCAUUGUCCACAAAACAGUUUGGGGUGUAUUAGUAAAAAUAGACACGCCUCACCAUUCCUUUGUCAGAGACUAAGUUCAGUUUUUACCCUGGGACCUGAAUUUAUAGAAACUGUUUUCAGUUCAUUUUUGUUUUUCACAUCUCUGAAACUCCGAACAUUUUAUUAUAAACCAGUGAUUUUAUUUUAUAUAGGAUUAUAAAAUUGACUUCUAAGAAUUUUUAAGAGGUUGAACUUUUUAAAGGUACAUGUUUGGUGUAAACCUGGAUUUUUUUUUUUUUCCACUUGCAAAAGUAACGUGAUUCACAGAAGCAGAGCCUCUGAGUUCCGUCACUCAUCUGUGGAGUUUGGAUUCUCUCUGGUGCUAGGAGUUGACACUUCGUGGUCAGGUGUCUUUUCUCUUAAUUGAGAGGAUCUAUUACUAGUCCCCGGGCAGUAUACUUGACACCAGGUCACCUGGGUUUGGGUUGUUCUCCUCCCCACAGGGAUCACAUAGUCAUUCAGAGAGUGCCCAGGAACUUGGACCAGCCCCAUCAGGUACAGUCCCACAUGAGCACUUGAUUUAAAUGCCACUUGAUUUAAAAGCUUUUAUUUAUUUGAUUAAGCAAUCAGCUUGCCUUUUGUUUGACUAGGGAAUAUCCAGCUUAGGUAGUUGGCCGACUACGAAGAAUGUGUCUUGAUUUCCCCACAUCAUAGUUCGUGGACACCGUGCCCCACUAUUUGAUGGGUACAUCGCUGUGAUGGUGAAGGAUGGCACUGCUUGGAUGGCUUAUCACCGGCAGUAGUAAUCUGCUGUCUGAGAUCUGUUUGAGUUUUACAUGGAAGCACUGUAUCACCCACAGAAAGCUACUACAGUCCUGAUGCCAUGCAGGCGAUUGAGAACAAACUGAGAUUCAGGUGCAGGGAGGGUCUACUAGUCACCUUGUCAACCUUCCCCUGGCCUUCCUGGUUUACUCAAAUUUAUAAAGAAUUCCUUUUACACGAUUUGUUUGCCUAAAAUAGCUGAAAAAAAUCUUAACUCUGUCAAUAUUUGCCAAUACUAAGUACCAUACCAUAUGCGAAAGAUGAUAUUAAGAAAGAUCUAGUGUUUAUAUGUAAAGUUUCUUUUGUAUGGUCCAAAGAACUAAUUCGAGCUAAAGCAACAAAAUCUAUCCAGAACGUUCUGAGUCCAUCUGAUCCCAUUAAUACUUACAGACUUUAAUUAGAGUAGUGGACAACUCCAACCGUUUGCCUUGAAGUAUCCCCUAAGUGCCCAAAGUGUACCCCACAAGCCCAUCGGGAGCAAGUGUCCUCUCCCCUAAGUGACAGUGUACUCCACAAGCCCAUCGGGAGCAAGUGUCCUCUUCCCUAAGUGCCCAAAGUGUACUCCACAAGCCCAUCAGGAGCAAGUGUACUCUCCCCUAAGUGACAAAGUGUACUCCACAAGCCCAUCGGGAGCAAGUGUACUCUCCCCUAAGUGACAAAGUAUACUCCACAAGCCCAUCAGGAGCAAGUGUCCUCUACCACUUGUCAGCUAUCACUCAAAUUUCAUUGAAAAUGGUAGUGUUACCAGAUAGUCUGUGUCAGCGAUGUACACAGGAGCCCUUUAUCUGCCUUAUGUUCCCUCUUUCCAUCUUAGCCACCAGAAGAACCUCUUCCUCUUAGUCCUGGGGAUAUACUGAGCUUUCAAUGCCCUGUGUCAUAUAAAUUAUGCCUGGUGUUAAUGCUGUGAAGGUAAUAUAGAGCUAGUGUAUUGAAUGGAGAAGGAGUGUUCUUCACUUUGUGUGAAGAUAUUAAUGUCUCUUGCAGUAGAUGGAAGAAUUUAGUGUGUGAAAUUUUAAUAUGAAAUUAUCUUUGCUAAUAAAAACCUCUAUGGGGAAGAUUUGCUAAUUU